This is a messenger RNA of Teleopsis dalmanni, 1563 nucleotides long. Its product is annotated as cytochrome c oxidase subunit 6B2-like. The transcript has 7 exons. Gene Ontology annotation, molecular function: 3'-5' exonuclease activity; 5'-3' exonuclease activity. The coding region runs from base 537 to 1496 and encodes 319 amino acids. The record is from RefSeq and is a predicted model, not a curated record. Gene Ontology annotation, cellular component: mitochondrion; respiratory chain complex IV. NCBI's taxonomy places the organism in Eukaryota, Metazoa, Arthropoda, Insecta, Diptera, Diopsidae.
UUGAAACUUUUUUUUUAUUCAGAACAUAUUUUAAUUUUAAAAUGAUUAGCUCUUUGCUAAGUCGUUUAAUUUCUUGAUUAAAGUUUUAGUCCAAAAUUUGAAGGACUAGAAACUAUUGUGAAACUCUUUGGCGUUUAUACAAUCAUCUCGGACUAAAGAAAUUGAUUACAUUUAAAUUUACUUCUACCGAAUGAACUAAGGAGACUCUAGCAAUUGGACUGUUAAAAACUUCAUCUCGGAUUAAAGGAAUUUAUUACUCUUCACCGAUGAACUGUGGAGACUCUAGUUAUUCCAAUUCAGACGAGAACUACACAGUCGCCAUAUUGUCUUGAGCACAAGAAACUAUUCAUUUAAGUAGUCGCAAUCGUUUGGAUAUUAAAAAUAUUCCUGUUCGUUUAAGUCAAAGGAACAGGCAGGUAAACCAUUCAAACAGCUAACCUUCAACGUUGCGGCCACAUCAACAAGCAAGGAAGAAACGCUGAUUAACCGCAGGAUACGGAUUAAAAAAAUAACGUUGAGCAAGUAAAAAUAAACUGAUGUCCAGCCAACGCAGUAAACGUGAUGAAUAUGCAAUGCAAGACCAUCGCCAACGUGACCGAUAUCGCCGUAGUCGCAGUCGCAGCCACUCAUUAGAACGUCGCCGUCAUCGUCGUUCUCGCAGCCGUAGCCGUAGUCGUAGCAAGGAUCGCUAUGAUCGACGUGACAAACAUUAUACAUCACGUCGCUAUAGAGAUGAUUCAAAAUCACGUUCGAAACGUCAUGAACGCAGCCGUACACCACAACGCUCGAAUAAAUAUAGUCAUCGUUCACGGUCACGCUCACGUUCGCGUUCACCCAGUGCAGAACGUUCUGAUAAAGAGCAGCACAACAAAUAUAUGCAAGAACAAACAGCGUCUGACAAUAGCAAGGAUUCAGUCAAUACAACUUCAUCAUCCAAACAAGAUUAUGACAGCUAUUUAGAAAAUCUACCACUACCGAAACGUACUCGUGAAGGUGCCUACUAUAAUUUAAGCACAGAUGAACCAAUAGAUAAAGAACGUAUACAUCGUGAGAUGGAAGAAAAACUGCGUGAAACUCUAGCUAGAGAAGGUAAAGUUUAUCCACCUCCAAAGCCCGAAGCCUCACAUCCAGUGUUUGCUAACGAUGGCUCAUUUUUGGAAGUAUUUAAAAAAAUGCAAGCAGCGCAACAAUUUCCUUCUUCAAGUGUACCAACUGCUGCACCUAUGUUACCUGUCGUUACAGCUAGCACUUCAACAGCACAUUAUGCGGCGGCUACGGCUGUGGGUAAAUCAGCUCCACCACCGCCUGUUGUGGGUCGUCGUCGUGGUGGUAAAAUUCUCAAAACCGGCGUUGUAGCAAAACCUAAAGCGAAUGCCGAAACAUCAUCAGAUCCGAAAGACUUCUGGGCUUUAUAUUUGGCCGAAGUUAACAAGUAUAAAAAUAAUGCAUGCGAAUCUGAAAGUGGCAACCGGCCUCUUGUAAAAAAAUAUUUCUAAUAUGUCUAAAAAAGGAAAAGGGGAAGAUAUGAAGUUGGAAACAGCACCAUUUGAUCCACGAUUCCCC